CAGGCGAGUACCGUGUCCCCGCUCUACUUUUACUUUGAAAGGUUAAAGCCGUGUCAAAAUCGCCAGGCGUCUCACCCGCACACUCCUGGGGGUUACUUGGCAUCAAACGGCAUAACGUCAACCCCGGUAACACUCUGGCACCACAAUGCGAAGCAUAUACCUCUUCCUGGUACCUACCCUGCUGCUGCUCCUCCUGGGCCUACCCGCCUCCAGGGGGCGCUACAAUGACGAUUUUGACGACAGCGAGGACCUGGCGGACUUCGACGACAAUGACUUUGCCGAGUUCGAGGACGUGAAUGACGACGCGGCGCCCGAGGCCGGAACUGCCCCGCCGCCACCGGCGAGGGCCAACCCUUCCUCGCAGGACGAGGAUGAAGAGGAGGAUGAAGACGAGGCCACGGUGGAGCUGGAGGAUGACGGUCAGGAUGGCUUUGAGGACUCGGACACCCAGGAUCAGGACAUGUACAGCAAAUAUGACCAGGAGGAGUUUGAAGGGAUUGGAGACAUGGAGAAGACGGGACACCCCAUGAAUGACCCCCUCAUAAUCCACACGGUCCCUGCGCAUCUGCAAAACAGCUGGGAGAGCUACUACAUGGAGAUCCUGAUGGUGACGGGCCUUCUGGCCUACAUAAUGAACUACAUCAUCGGCAAGAACAAGAAUAGCCGUCUGGCUCAGGCCUGGUUCAACUCUCACAGAGAACUUUUAGAGAGCAACUUCGCCCUCGUGGGCGAUGACGGCACCAGCAAAGAAGCGGCGAGCACAGGCAAACUCAACCAGGAAAACGAGCACAUCUACAACCUGUGGUGCUCAGGACGUGUGUGCUGCGAGGGCAUGCUCAUCCAACUCAAGUUCCUGAAAAGGCAGGACCUGCUCAACGUUCUGGCCAGGAUGAUGAGGCCCACCUGCGACCAAGUGCAAAUCAAAGUAACGCUCAAUGACGAUGACAUGGACACUUUUGUGUUUGCUGUGGGCACCAAGAAGUCCAUGGCCCGCCUUCAGAAGGAGAUGCAGGACUUGUGUGAGUUCUGCGGGGAGAAGCCAAAGUCUGGAGUCAAGUUCGGCCUUCCAGAAUCUCUGGCUAUCCUUACUGAGAUGGGCGAGGUCACGGAGGGAGUGAUGGACAGCAAGAUGGUCCAUUACAUCACCAACCACGCUGACAAGAUCGAGUCCAUCCAUUUCUCGGACCAAUUUUCUGGUCCAAAAGUUAUGCAAGAGGAGGGUCAGCCCUUAAAACUGCCUGACACCAAGAAGACGCUGCUGUUUACUUUCAAUGUGCCUGGCAUGGGAAAUACCUCUCCCAAAGACAUGGACGCUCUGCUGCCGCUCAUGAACAUGGUGAUCUACAGCAUCGACAAGGUCAAGAAGCUGCGUCUCAACCGAGAGGGCAAAAUAAAAGCAGACCGCAAUCGUGCCCGAGUGGAGGAGAACUUCCUGAAGCAGACUCACGCUCAGCGGCAGGAGGCCGCCCAGACGAGACGCGAGGAGAAGAAGCGGGCAGAGAAGGAGAGGAUCAUGAACGAGGAGGAUCCUGACCGACAGCGUCGCCUCGAGGAAGCCGCCCAGCGCCGUGAGCAAAAGAAGAUUGAGAAGAAGCAGAUGAAGAUGAAGCAGAUCAAAGUGAAGGCAAUGUGAAAGAAUGGUGGCCGCAGCUUCAAGCAGACAUAUUUUCUGUGGCUGUGCCAAGUUCUGCCUGCUUUGUCACCAUCUGCUCAUCUUGUGAAAAGGACCUUUCGUCAGCAUCACAUCUUAUCAACACAAGCAUCCUGGUUUUUAAAAGCAUUUUCCUUGUGGGCUUUUAUAACUUGACCUGCUGUACCACGUUUUAUAAGUUACAACAAGCACCACAGUGGAGUCGAUUCGAACAGUAAUAAUAGCAUUAAUAUAAUCUACAACGGUCAAAUCGACUUCAUUUGAACUUGUAUCUGCUAUGAGUUUCUUGCAGGCUAUUUCUAACAAAUAUCUGAGCAAAGUCAAUAAAGUGCACUGAAUUCUU
This is a messenger RNA of Nerophis lumbriciformis (worm pipefish), 1994 nucleotides long. It is a transcript of the gene ccdc47, whose product is annotated as coiled-coil domain containing 47. NCBI's taxonomy places the organism in Eukaryota, Metazoa, Chordata, Actinopteri, Syngnathiformes, Syngnathidae. Gene Ontology annotation, molecular function: calcium ion binding. The record is from RefSeq and is a predicted model, not a curated record. Gene Ontology annotation, cellular component: endoplasmic reticulum. Gene Ontology annotation, biological process: endoplasmic reticulum calcium ion homeostasis.